GAAGCAUGGGGAAUAAAAUAAUAGCUUAGCCCCUAAAAGUGAACAGAGCGGGUGACUGACAAAGCAAUUUCUGGAACAAAAUUACCACAAAUGCCCUGGAAAGAAAUGUCUAAGAAGGAUAUAUUUCAUGUAACAGAAACAACCUUUAGGGAGCCAAGCCUUUAAAAGCCAACCUCAAGCCAACGAAUAAUACCUGGAAACACAGAAGUAGAAGUUUUAACCCUGACAAAAAUGGUUCCAAGUCAUUCUAGCCACCGUAUUUUGUGGCAGUUGCAAGAUCAGAACCAUCUUCCAGUGCGGCCCAUGGACAGCAUGUAUUCUGUCUCCCAGAUGGGUCAUAACCCUCUGGAACAGGAAUAUGGAAAUGGCCUGUAGACAGCUGGGCAACAAGUGAGCAGGGCAGAUGGCUCGAAUUCGACACUUCCUGAAACAGCUGAUGGCGGAUAACGCCGUCUGUUAACCACAGCCUCUCUUCGGAAGAAUGAAAAACCUCUCUCGCCAUCUCCUUCCUUUUCCUAGAGAGUCAGGAUUCAAUCCAGAGAAGGGGAGGUGCCCGAACUUGAUAAGUGAGCCAGAGGUCAAAAGUGCUUCUCAAAUGGGCACGUGCUUUCAUGUCCAACAGAUGAUCUGUACUUCCCAGGUGAUGCUCCACUCUUCUUUCCCUCAGGCUGCUCUGAUUGUGACCAACAAGCGGUUUUAUUAUGCUUGUGCAGGUUACACCAGAUAUGAUCGUGUGCAUCUUAGAAGUCCAAAGGAACAGCAAGAUGUCAGACUAACAGUUGUCCUUGACAGGGCCAGUCCAGAAAAUCAUGCAGUCAUCUGGGCACAGGUUGCGUGAAGUUGAACAUCAUCCGCUGCUUGCUGAAAAUGACUGCUACGACUCAUCGUCUUCCGAGUGUGACCCGGGAGACCGUGUCUGGUUCAUCCGCGACAGCUGCGGCAUGGUCUGCGCAGUGAUGACCUGGCUUCUGGUUGUCUACGCGGAUUUUGUGGUCACCUUCGUCAUGUUGCUGCCUUCCAAAGACUUCUGGUACUCCCUGGUCAACGGGGUCCUCUUCAACUGCUUGGCUGUGCUUGCUUUGUCUUCUCACCUAAGAACAAUGCUGACGGAUCCAGGUGCUGUCCCCAAAGGAAAUGCUACAAAAGAAUACAUGGAGAGUUUGCAGCUGAAACCAGGUGAAGUCAUCUACAAGUGCCCCAAAUGUUGCAGCGUGAAGCCAGAACGUGCCCAUCACUGCAGUAUUUGCAAACGAUGUAUUCGGAAGAUGGAUCAUCACUGUCCAUGGGUUAAUAACUGUGUGGGGGAAAGGAACCAGAGGUUUUUUGUGCUUUUUACUAUGUACAUAGCUCUAAUUUCAUCUCAUGCUCUUAUCCUGUGUGGAUUUCAGUUCUUUUCCUGUGUCCGAGGUCAGUGGAUUGAAUGCAGUGACUUUUCCCCGCCUGUGACUGUGAUCCUGCUGAUUUUCUUGUGCCUUGAAGGGUUUCUGUUUCUCAUGUUCACGGCCGUGAUGUUUGGCACUCAGAUCCAUUCAAUAUGCAAUGAUGAAACGGAGAUUGAAAGGCUGAAGAGCGAGAAGCCCACAUGGGAGCGGAGGCUGCGCUGGGAAGGAAUGAAAUCCGUCUUUGGGGGCCAACCUUCUCUGCUGUGGAUAAACCCUUUCACUGGAUUCCGAAUCCGACGGCUGAUGCUGAGGGCAAAGAAGGGAGCGCCCGAAUUUUCUGUUUGAGCCUGCCCAAUCACGCUGAAACUCAAAAAAUUCGUCUGUUGUGUUUAUUGGGCACCCAGGGGGCGGGGUGGGGAGACGCUGCCCACUUGCAACCUGUGACCAACGGAGUUUAACAAAUUUACGAAACAUGUUGCUUGUAGCAAGCAGAGUUUUAUACCUUUAUAACCCCAGACGUCUCGCGCGCAGGAGCGUAACCGGAAUGUUUCCACGCCUGGCUUUUGAGCAAGCCCAACAGAGCAAACGAGAACAACCGAGGGAAGCAGGCAGCUCCCCCAAGGAAGCCAAAAUACCAUCUCAACUACCGUAACGUGAUUUUACAGGACUGGUCAUGCAUUUUCAUUUUUGCCAGAUCUCUUUGUUGAGGGGCGUGUGGGGUUUUUGAUGUUCUUUUUUCCUUUUCUUUUUUUAAACAGUUGAUUUCUGCUCUUUUUUUUAAAUGACUGUGUCUGGAGCCACAAUUGUCAAUUGUGAGACAGGGAUAAAUGCUGGAAACUGCUAGCCAAAAACGAUCUCUGA
Candoia aspera is the source of this 2243-nucleotide messenger RNA. RefSeq names its product zinc finger DHHC-type palmitoyltransferase 7 (gene ZDHHC7). The record is from RefSeq and is a predicted model, not a curated record. Gene Ontology annotation, biological process: protein targeting to membrane; peptidyl-L-cysteine S-palmitoylation. Lineage: Eukaryota; Metazoa; Chordata; Lepidosauria; Squamata; Candoiidae. Gene Ontology annotation, molecular function: protein-cysteine S-palmitoyltransferase activity. The transcript is spliced from 7 exons. The coding region runs from base 810 to 1727 and encodes 305 amino acids. Gene Ontology annotation, cellular component: Golgi apparatus; endoplasmic reticulum.